Cynara cardunculus var. scolymus (artichoke) is the source of this 1137-nucleotide messenger RNA. RefSeq names its product putative receptor protein kinase ZmPK1. The coding region runs from base 1 to 1137 and encodes 378 amino acids. The record is from RefSeq and is a predicted model, not a curated record. Lineage: Eukaryota; Viridiplantae; Streptophyta; Magnoliopsida; Asterales; Asteraceae. Gene Ontology annotation, molecular function: protein kinase activity; ATP binding. The transcript is spliced from 3 exons. Gene Ontology annotation, biological process: protein phosphorylation.
AUGGCCGAGAUCGGGGGAUAUGGUGCUGUAUAUCCACUAUUUCACGAGGGCAUCAAGGUGAUCCCAGGUAGCAUCAUCGACAUCGGACGCACGGGGGGCUUUUUCGUCGAUAYGAUCGCGAACAUUGUAGGCACAGACAUGGAUGUUGAAGAACUCCACCCACGAUGCAUAGUGGUCGUCGGUCUGAUUAAGUAUGAGUGGUAUGGCAUUGCGGAUAUUGCUUACGGUGAAGGCUGGGUGGAAUGCCGGUUUAGGGUUGGCGUUGCCGCCGCUGGCACCCAUUCGGGAGGGAAGGAAGAAGAAGGGUUAACGGUGGUGGUUAGGGUUAGAGACGAGAUUGGACGAGGUGGUGGUGGUAUUGUGUACAAAGGCAUAUUGCCCGACACCCGAGAGGUAGCAAUUAAACGACUAAAUGAGGCUGGCCAUGGAGAAGCUAAAUUUCUGGCAGAGAUAAGCAUAAUUGGGAAGAUAAAUCAUAUGAACUUGAUAGAAACGUAUGGUUAUUGUGCUGAGGGAAGCCAUAGGAUCUUGGUCUAUGAGUACAUGCAGAAUGGCUUAUUGGCUAAGAACUUAAGUGCAAAUCAACUUGAUUGGAGGAAGAGGUUUGAAAUUGCAAUAGGUGUGGCCAAAGGGUUAGCUUAUCUACAUGAAGAAUGCUUGGAGUGGGUUUUGCACUGUGAUGUUAAACCACAUAACAUAUUGUUGGAUGCCGACUACAAUCCAAAAGUGGCAGAUUUUGGCUUGUCCAAGCUUUUCAACCGAGGUGCAAUAGAGAAUUCCAUAUUCUCUAAGAUACGAGGGACUAGAGGGUAUAUGGCUCCAGAAUGGGUGUUCAAUCUUCCAAUUACCUCAAAAGUGGAUGUUUAUAGCUAUGGAAUAGUGGUGCUAGAGAUGGUUACAGGUCGAAGUCCGACAUACCAAAAACCUCUUGUAACUUGGGUUAGAGAGAAGGCUCACAAGGCUAUUAGAAUUUUGACAGAAACACAAAUCAUGGAGAUACUGGAUCCUAUGAUGAGGGAUGAAUAUGAUAAGGUCCAAAUACAAAUUCUUUUAAAUGUGGCUCUACAAUGUGUUGAAGAAGAUACAGAUGCCAGACCUACCAUGAGCGAGGUCGUGAAGAUGCUUCUCCACCCUUAA